AUGACGUUCCCAACCUAUUUCUCAUUUGAUUCCGAGAAGCAGGACGAGGAACACAACAUGAGACCAUCCAUGGUGAAGAAGAAACAAGCAUGGCAGAAAACCACCCUUGCUCCCUUUCUUACCCGCAAAACCGGUAGACACCAAAAUGAGAAAGUGUUGGACCGCCAGAACAGUUACCUGUCGACUACGACAGCCACUUCGAAUAGCACACAAACAGAUCUAGGUGAUGUGCUAGAUCCUCAAUCGGAUGACAGCAUAUUGGAAGAAGAAGACGAGAAUUUGGUGCAAAACCUAAAGACUCAAAGUCCUCCGAGAACUCCAGGAACAAUCGCUUCUGAAGAAUCGUUCUUAUCUUCCGAUGACUCCACUGUUGAACCUGUUACUUCCAAAAAAUCCCUUUUGAAACGUCUAGACGAGACUGUAGACGAAAGCAAGUCAGAGGCGCAGGAGACUGAAGAAGUAUUUCUUCCAAACGACGACUCGACCUUUUCAAGUGGAAAGGAGUCCAUUUCAUCAGAUCCCGAGAGGCUUGCGGGUGAUUCCGCCCAUAGUAGCAUCAGUUCCAACAGUACUGGUACUGCUGAGAAGGCAGAUGUCUCAGCUAUGGAGCAAGAGAGCCCUUCUUCUCCAACAGAGUUGGUAAGUGAAAACAGCCUUACCGAUGACUCUGCCAACAGCAGCACCAGUUCCAAAACUACCGCUGAAAAGGCAGAUGGUUUCUCAGCUCAAGAAGGAUUGGUUCCACCAGAGCUGGUGACUGAAAACAGCCUUAAGGAUGAUUCCGCAAGCAGCAACAUCAGUUCCAACAGCGCUACUGCUGCAGCAGUAGCACCAGUUCCAACUAUUCUCGAAGCUGACUAUGUUGUUCCCACUACUGGAGCUGAGCCUGAAGAACAUGUGGGCAGCAGUGUCAGCGACAGCGCGUCGCAGAUUCUUAAAAAAUACCUCUUUGGUGGGCUGGCAAUGUCGCUCACAACCUUUGUGACUAUGGGAUCUGUCGCAAGGCCUAUACAAGUAGACACUGAAGAAGCUGAAGUUCAAACUGUACCAAGUCUGGAUGCUUCUGAACAAUCUUCUAACGAUGGAGAUGUCAAGAAUACAAUGCAGACCCCCAGUGCUGCCAAAGAUUGUGAAAUACCCGUCACCAAUCUUCAUGAUGAUGCCGAUGAUAUCAUUUUUGUGGACGAAGACGUGGAAUCCACUCAGCUUGAACGUCCAGAGCUCAAAAGCCCACUGUCGCCGAUAUCCGAGAGGAAUAUUCGUCAAUUACAAUUUCUUACGCCGAACUCUGGACUCAAGGAAAAAGAAGACCUCUCCAAGGGCCCAACACAAGAUAUAUUUUCGAUUCCAAACAUGCUGGAAGAGGACGAAGAAGCCCAAUUUGCGUUAAGUCCAGGUCGAGUAAAAGUGGACGAGUUGCAAGAAGGCUACGCAGCAUACGAGUCCUCCAAACUGAAGGGAGACAGCACCACGGAUAAUGGUUCUGAUGAUCCUGAUGGAUCAAAAGAAUUAUCUUUUGAGAGCGAUGCACCAACAAAGAAGCAAUCCGGAAAAGAAGAGGGUCCAGCUUCACAUGCAAAAUCUAUCAGAAUGCUCUGCUUCGUUGUUCUUUUCGCGGCCCUUGUUGCUGUUACUCUACCAUUUUUUAUGGAUACGACAGUCAGCGCAAGUGCUGCCAUUGAGACCGCGAGCCCCUCAGUAUCCAUGGAACCAAGUUCAGCACCAAGUCUUUCGCAAGAACCGUCCGACUCCCCGUCCUUGAAGCCGUCAAUAUAUCCCACGAUCUCUGACGUGCCAACAAUCGCACCAUCUGGUCACCCAACGCUGUCACAAUCUCCUUCCAUGGUUCCUAGUAUCUCUGACGCACCCUCGCUAAAGCCCUCGAUUGCGCCUACCGAAUCCAUGGAGCCAAGUGAAAGUCCAAGUGAAGUACCUUCUGACAUCCCAUCAUCGGUUCCUUCCGAAAGCCCAUCCUUGCGUCCUUCCGUGUCAAUGUUGCCAUCCAGUUUACCAUCCUUGAUGCCCUCGCCAGAACCGACUGAUAGACCAACCCAACAUCCCACGAUUACAUUUCAACCGAGCAGACGCCCUACACGAUCACCGACCCGAGAACCAACUUUCGAGCCAACCGAAUAUCCUACCAGACGCCCUACACGAUCACCGACCCGAGAACCAACUUUCGAGCCAACCGAAUAUCCUACCAGACCUCCGAUUACGCCGCCUCCACCUGCUGAUCUCGCCGAUGCUUUUAAGAUUCGAUUGUAUUGGAAUGAGUCCUACUUCUGGCAAGAAGAAAACGUAGAACGUUUUUGGUGCAUGGAAUGUGUCAAAUGUGCGGAGUAUGGCAAUUUGGAUGGUUUUGAUCAUGGAUGCGUAUCUCAUCAAACUGGUGACGAAACACGUUGUGCGGCAGGAGACUCCAUGUGGGUUCGUGAAUGCGAAGGGCGUGGCAACCGUUUUAACAUUCAGGGCAGUGAGGAGAACGGCUUUAUGGUGCGAAUUGCCAGGACAGAUCUUUGCAUUGAACGAAUUAAAGAGCAGCAUCAAUUAUUGUUUGUCCAGCAUUGCGAUCGAGGAAGUCCUUGGCAAAGAUUCCUUCCAUGGAAUGACUACCACAAAUUCCAACUGAAACCCAUAGGUUACAAAGGGAGACCAGAGGUUGAGUCUGAAUGCGUUUCGCAACUUCAUCAUCCAAAAUCAGGAGAACUUCUGGCGCUGCAUAAUUGCGCUCUCAGUCGCGAAUAUGAGACAUUGUUUUGGGAGAAGUAUUAA
Molecule: messenger RNA, 2772 nt
Organism: Cylindrotheca closterium
Lineage: Eukaryota; Bacillariophyta; Bacillariophyceae; Bacillariales; Bacillariaceae
Source: the annotation of a GenBank genome assembly